AUUUUAGCAGUGGUAAGUGACCUGCAUGCCUUUGAGCCAACAUGCAUGGAGACCCUAGAGUUCUAUGUCUGCCUGGAGCAGCUGCUAAGCUCGACCGAUGCCAGGUCGCCUCUAGCCUGGAAGAUCAUAAGCCUCUUAGCUCACAUAUGCCGUUCACCAACCAUACGCAUAGCUCUGAGAGACGAGAUCAAGCUGAUGCCCAUCUUAAGUGAAUAUUUGAUUUCUUCAAAGUUAAGCAAAGAUAAAGCUGGCAAAACAUUACAGUUGCUUCAAGAAAUAUCUUACAGGAUAAAGAUUUCACGUGCUGAAGCUUGGGUGCUUCAACUGGUGCCCAUCUUGGUAGAAAUGAUGCUUGACAGUAGCAGUGGGGAUGACCUACUUGUACCAGCUUUAACCACACUUGCAAAUCUCUGUCGUUCCAACCCCCCAGUCCUCACCUGCUUGCAGAAUAAUGGAACCCACAAGGAGCUGAUACAGAAGUUGCUUCAUAUGAAGAACCCCAGUAUAAACCUGCAGCUCCUCACAGCUGAACUAAUUCUCUAUUUGGAGUUGGAGUUACCCAGAUUAGAAAAUGAAAAUUCAUAUGUAGAGCGUAUCUUGGGCUUGAUAUUUACAGCUGCUACAGAUGGUUUUGCGGAGAAUAACCUCUCAACCUUACGACUGGCAGCAGACAUCUUCGGAGAACUCUCAUCCUUUCAUAGUUUAGAGGAGUCUAUUAGAGAGUACAAGAACUACACAACAGGCAUCCAGACACUCCUCAACUUCCUGAACAGUGACAGCCCUGUAGAGUCGGUGGAGGUGCUUAUGGAGCUUCUCUUUUACAUAGUGGACUUGGGGCUCUCACAUUUACAGAAGUUGCACGAGGACAUUUUCCUGAAAUCAGUGGCAUGGAUGCACUCAGAACGCUGUGGAGUCCCUGCACUGCGUCUCAUGAAGAACAUUUUAAUCCUUGGUGACGACUCUGUCAGUUCUGCACACAUUGAUGAUUUUCUUCAAGCAAUAACAGCAUCCCUGGACUUCAGUGAGGCCCUCCACAUAAAUGAACAACAGUUGCACCGAGUGAAUGCAACCCUAACUCUCCUGGAGGGUCUGUGCAUUCGGGAUGUAGCCUUCCGCCUGCGACUGACCAUGGUUCUCACACCGAAGACAUUUUCCAAUCUUUUGAGACUCAUUAUAACCAUGCAUGUUUCCAGUAAUGGGUCUCCGAAUUUGACCUCAUCAACGUCCAGCAGUGGUCUUGAACUCAGUGGAUCCAUGUCUCGCCUUGGCAGUGAUUCGGACUUUACGUCAUUCACAACUAAAGACCCAUCAGUAACAAGGGAAGAGUUGGCUGCACAGUCGGUAAUUUUGGUACUGACUGUGGUGAAGUUGCUUGGUUCACAGAAAGCAGAGUUUAUGCUUGAGUACAGACAGAUGCUGAGUAAUCCAUCCACCAUGAGCCACAUUGUCCGCUGCCAGCGCUCAAAUAAUUCUGAAUUUGUGUCCCGAGCCGUGGAGGUUAUGUGUGAAGGAACAGUGCCAAGUGAAAGUAUGGCUUCCCUCAUCAAAGCCGUUGAAGAGUCUAACUUGUCAACUCAUUCCACGCUGAAUUCUGACUUUGAGCCCAGUAGGAGGGAUGGCACCUACUGGUCCCAUGCCCAGUCCUUCCUGCCAAGCUAUGAGGAGAAGGUCGACAGUAUGAUUGCGAGAUUGAAGGGCACGGUGGAUAAGAUAGAGUUGAAAGACUUAGGCCUGACUGACAUAAUGGAAAUGUAUGAAUACAAGCUGGCAGCCACGGCACAUAUGGAGAUGACAUUGAGAGAUGCGCUGGCAGCAGCCGAUACCCAGAACAGACAAACCCACCAUUCCAUGCUUCAGACACGAGCUCAGAAUGACCAACUUCGAAGUCUCCUGCGCACAUGGGAACAGAAAUUCCAAGCAUCUCAGAAGGACAAGACUGAACUGCAAGCAACCAUUUCCCAAGUGCAGAACUCAGCUAGACAACUGAGAGAGAAUCUGGUGAAGGAAAAGACAGCCAUGGACAGGCAAAACUCCAAGCUGCAGAAGGAGAUGUCAGCCUUGAGAUCAGAGCUUGAUGCUCGCGACGAGAUGAUCCGCAAGUCUCAGAGGAUGUUGAGCGAUGCGCAGAAUGACAUCAAGAAUCUUCAUAAGCAGAUUAAGGAGGAACAAGAGAAAUUCCACAAACUGCAAGAGUGCAACCAGAAGCUAGAUGAUGAACUGAAGAAAGGAAGAAGAGAUCAUGAUGACUUACAGAAGGAGAUAGCAAGACUUGAGAAAGCUCAGGGUCAGAUGAAGAAAGAGAAUUCAGAGCUAGAGCUGAUUAUUAGUAGCCAUGAGAAGACCCUAACUGAGAAGGAAAGUCAACUCGAAGAAAUGACCAGGAAAUUCACAGAGUUGAAGCGUAUUCAAGACAUGAUCCACAAUAUAUCUGCUGGAAAACUGGUGUAGAUUUUCAGCCGUGUGAUGGGGAGUAGGUCAAUGUGUAGUUAAGAAAACUGAAUGUUAGACUCUCCUGCUGCAAAAAUUAAAUAUAUAAAGUAAAUAACCUGUGCAAAAUAUUUUUCUGAUGACUGGUAUUCAUCUGAAAACACUGUUCUUAAUACAAAUUAUGGAGCAUUUCUUUUAACCAGUCUUUUUUAUAAAGUAUAUU
Penaeus vannamei (Pacific white shrimp) is the source of this 2650-nucleotide messenger RNA. NCBI's taxonomy places the organism in Eukaryota, Metazoa, Arthropoda, Malacostraca, Decapoda, Penaeidae. The record is from RefSeq and is a predicted model, not a curated record.